AUGGCUGUGUCUGAGACACAGCUGUAUGCAAAGGUGUCCAACAAGCACAGGAGCAAAAGCACCUCUCUACUCCUCGAGUCUCUCCUCGCCAAAGGAUUCCCAGCUCAUACCGCGCAAAAGGCCUUGGCUGCUACUGGACAGAAGACAGUAGAAGAUGCUACAAAAUGGCUGCACUCCCACUGCAAUGAUCCUUCUUUGGAUGAUCCCAUCCCUCAGGAGUAUGCCCUUUACCUGUGUCCCACUGGCCCUUUCCACAACCACCUGCAAGAGUUUUGGAAGGAGAGCAAGCGCCAGUGUGGGAGAAACAGAGCCCACGAGAUUUUUCCACACAUCACUCUCUGUGAUUUCUUCACGUGUGAAGACCAGAAAGUGGAAAUAUUGUAUGACACCUUAAAGCGAGUCAGUGACAGCUUCUCACAGUGCUUCCCACCAUCUAUUUCUCUAGCCCUACAUUCAUCCACCAGCUACCUUGGCUUCUUUGUUGAUGACAGCCAUGCAAAUAUCCUCAAAGAAUUCGCCAUGGCUUUCUCAUCAGAGGCUUCAACCCUGGCAGAUUGCCACGUGAAGCCCUGCCUAAAGCAGCUCCACCUUACCUUAGCUCAUAAGUUUUAUCCUCAUCAUCAGAAAACUUUGGAACAGUUGGCCAAAUGCAUUAACCCGGGGGAGACCUGCCAGUGGGUAGCUGCUCUCUACUCGCGGGACAUGCGUUUUGUGCAUUACCAGACGCUGAGGGCCCUCUUCCAGUACAAGCCCCAGCACAUUGAUGAACUCAUGAUCAAUACUGGGGACUUCAUCUACGUUGACCCAUCGCAGCAGUGUGAUGUGUGCGAAGGCUGGGUGAUUGGGACCUCGCAUCGGACUGGCUGCAGGGGUUUUCUUCCAGAAAACUACACUGAGAGGGCCAGUGAGUCAGACACAUGGGUGAAGCACAGGGAAUAUGUUCUUGCAACGACUCGAAGAUGCUUAACCCAAACCAAAAAUGAGCCUAAUGAAAAACUGAAUGGAAAAGUCCCUAGUUCUAGUAUGUCAAGAAGCCUAACCAAUGUACUCCCUCUGCAGCUGUCUCAGGGCACCCUGCGAAGAGCCGUGCUGGUGAUGCGCCAUGGGGAAGGAGUCGAUCAGGUCUUCGGCAAAUCUUGGCUUCAACAGUGUUUAACUGCAGAUGGAAAAUACUACAGAGCAGAUCUGAACUUCCCUCCUACACUGCCGAGGCGGAAAGACAGCGUAAAACAUUUUGAAUGUGAUCCUCCUUUAUCUUGCUGUGGUGUUUUCCAGUCAAGGCUUACAGGGGAAGCUCUGCUGGACCAAGAGGUGAUAGUCAACUACAUCUACUCGUCACCUGCACUCCGCUGCGUACAGACAGCUCAGCAUGUACUGCAGGGGCUUAAAUUGGAUCAUAAAAUCAAAAUUAGGGUGGAACCAGGUUUGUUUGAGUGGACCAAGUGGGAAGCAAGCAGAGUAAUUCCUAACUUCAUGACUGUGACAGAACUGGCAGAAGCCUCUUACAAGAUAGACACAAGUUACAGGGGUAACUUCUUGCUCUCUUCUCUGAUGCCAUCAGAAAGUUAUGAAGAAUAUGUAAGCAGAAGCUGUGCAGUUAUAAAACAAAUCAUCGCUGCCUGCUCCAGCAAAGGUGUCAUCCUCAUUGUGGGCCAUGGCUCCUCCUUGACAUCUCUCACCCGACCUCUGACAGGGCUUCCCACCAGAGACAGCAGCAACUUUGCCCGGGUGGUAAGAAAGAUCCCUUCACUGGGCAUGUGUUUUUGUGAAGAGAUGAAAGAGGAGAACAAAUGGCAGAUGGCCAACCCACCAGUACAGACAUUAACUCAUGGAGCAAAUGCAGCUUUUAACUGGAGAAAUGGUAUCAUGGAAGAUUAAGAAGGCCACAUCUGCCUUUGCAGUCAUCAGAAGUGAGCCAAAGGCAGGUUGUGGCUCAGCACAGCCCAGUGGUUCAGCCAGAAGACUUCCAGAAAGUGGGAAUUAUCCUCUGAGUCCUCAAAGCACAGAAAAAUACUUUCAGAUUUGGUGCCUGAAUGUUGGUUUUGUUUUGGUGGCUGACAAGAAGGAACCUAGGAACUGAUGUACAAGUGAGAAACAACUCUUCUGGUGGUGAAGGAAGAAGCACCUUUUAACCUGAGAACAGCAAUGCUUGAUAAGGACAGAACUACCUGAUCAUAAAUCCUACUGCUAAAGGCACUAAACUAGACACUGCUGCAUUUUCAGGACUAAACUGCAUCCAGUAAGGAUUGCCUUUUUUCAUGUACUUGGAUAUUUUCAGAC
Molecule: messenger RNA, 2280 nt
Organism: Pogoniulus pusillus (Red-fronted tinkerbird)
Lineage: Eukaryota; Metazoa; Chordata; Aves; Piciformes; Lybiidae
Gene: UBASH3A
Product: ubiquitin associated and SH3 domain containing A
Exons: 14
Coding region: 1-1878 (625 amino acids)
Biological process (GO): negative regulation of T cell receptor signaling pathway
Cellular component (GO): cytoplasm
Molecular function (GO): protein binding
Source: RefSeq, a predicted model, not a curated record